UAGAACAGAUAUUACGAUAGGGAAGUCACUAAAAGUUACACAACUUCCCUGAUACAGAAAGUUUUUCCCUCAUCACCAGCUCUGCAGCUCUGAACUGAAGGAGCAUUUGACAGAAUCAAGAGCCACCAUGAAUUCAACCCCAGUGACACAGACAGAUGUUGAAAAUAAGAACAACACUACGAGUUCAACAUCUUGCAGCAAUGCAAUGUGUAUUUUUUAUGUAGCAACUGAAAUGAUCAUCUUCAUCCUGGGUUUGGCUGGAAAUGGUUUGGUGAUCUGGAUUGCAGGAUUUAAGGUGAAGAAGUCAGUCGUCAGCACCUGGUACCUGAGCCUGGCAGUGGCUGACUUCAUAUUCUGCUCCACUCUGCCCUUCGUUGUGGCAUAUACAGUCAGCAAAGACUGGACCUUUGGGGGAUUCAUGUGCAAGUUCGGUUCCUUCAUGAUAUCACUCAACAUGUACAGCAGCAUCUUCCUCCUCGUCAUCAUCAGUGUAGACCGCUGUGUGCUUGUUAUGUUUCCUGUGUGGGCUCAGAACAAGCGCACCAUAAGAAAGGCUUUAGUGACGGUCAUCUUAGCUUGGAUCAUUGCAACAACAUGUAGUGCACCAUCUGCUGCUUUUCGAGAGAUUAUUUAUGAUAAUAACAGCCAGAAAACUAUUUGUAGGUAUUACAAUAAUAAGGAACAAUACGCUGCUAUCAUAGCCUGCCGAUUUGUUUUUUCAUUUAUUGUCCCAUUCGUGAUCAUUAUCAUUUGUUAUAUUUUCAUCAUUGGAAAGCUGAAGUCCAACCAGACAGUAAAUUCCAAAAAGCCUGUUAAGAUCAUGACGGUGCUGAUUGUCACUUUCUUGAUCUGCUGGCUGCCAUUUCAAACACUUUCUUUGAUGGGAUUAUUCAUGCCACCUAAUUAUCCUUUGGUCAUUGCAUAUGUAUUUAGUCUCCUUCUUGCCCAUGCCAACAGCUGUCUGAACCCAUUUCUUUAUGCAUUCAUGGGAAAAGACAUUAAGGAGCACUGUUAUGCUUUUUGGUCAAAAAUUGAGAAUUCAUUCAAAGAGGAGGCGGAUCAGAACACUGUCCAAGGAACAGAUACCUCAAGCAGUUUACCCAGAGCAAUCACCCUUUUCCAGUUUGUGCACCACAAGUAAUGUCUUUGUUAGAUUGCCAUUGCAGCAGCAAUAUGAAAUAUGAAAAAAAAUCCCGCAAAAAAACUUCAUAUUUUAACUUAUCCACUUUUAUGUAAGAGGACUAGCUUAGCUUAACAUAUAGCCUGCUCUAUGUGGCUAAAUUUGUGAUAUUUUCCCCAUCUAUAGUAAAAGUUCCUUUACCAGUCAUCACUUUUGAACAUUCAAUAAAAAUAUUUAAAAUUUUUAAGCACCAGAGUUCAUCAUUACCCUUAAGUUAACUAUAUAAAAAAUUGCACUUCUGAUAUAAGAUGCCGUAUAAUUUUAAUUUCCAGAUGAUCUAAUUUUUAACAGGGUAAUGACUAGGGGUGAUAUUAAACACACAUUGAGAUUUUGGUGUUUUUCCAAAGCACAAAAAUGUAAAUAGUGUUUGGUUGCUAGGACUAAGAUUGGCAACCCAUGCUGUAAUGCACAGAAGGGUUCUCGAUCUCUGCCAAUCUGUUUCGAGUUAGCUCGGGAGGUUUUGUAUUAGCUGCCAUGGACAUUGAAAUAUAGAUCACAAAUACUAUUUCUCUCUUUGCUUUGAUUUACCCUAUUGUGUAAUAUGCUUGUAAUUAAAUUAAAAUUUAAAUUUGCCGUACUAUAAACCGUGAUAAAAUACAUUUAAUAGGAUGCACAGCAUGGGAUGCAUGCCCUUUUCAGCAGCUAAGUAGCCAUGGCCCGACUUGCUGAUUUAAAGUUGGGCCAAAGAAUUUUCUUAACUUAUCUUGCCCUAACCCUGUAUAUCUAUCUGUAUUACAAUACACAAUAUAACAGUAAA
This is a messenger RNA of Pygocentrus nattereri (red-bellied piranha), 1937 nucleotides long. RefSeq names its product chemokine-like receptor 1. NCBI's taxonomy places the organism in Eukaryota, Metazoa, Chordata, Actinopteri, Characiformes, Serrasalmidae. The record is from RefSeq and is a predicted model, not a curated record. Gene Ontology annotation, biological process: positive regulation of macrophage chemotaxis; positive regulation of cytosolic calcium ion concentration; inflammatory response. The transcript is spliced from 2 exons. Gene Ontology annotation, molecular function: complement receptor activity; G protein-coupled receptor activity. Gene Ontology annotation, cellular component: plasma membrane. The coding region runs from base 128 to 1141 and encodes 337 amino acids.